This is a messenger RNA of Paramecium sonneborni, 678 nucleotides long. Lineage: Eukaryota; Ciliophora; Oligohymenophorea; Peniculida; Parameciidae. The record is from the annotation of a GenBank genome assembly.
AUGACAGAAACUGAAGCCGAUUCUAAACUAAUAUAUUUAGGAUGCAACAGAGUAGUUUAUCAAAGCGAAGAUAAGAGAAUAAAGUUAUAUGAAUUACGAUAAUUAAAAAAAACAGAUCCUUUUGUCUACUUUCCUUGGGUUAAAGGUCCUGGGUAAAAAACAUUAGGCAAGGGAAAAUGGUAUAUUUUUAAAAAUUAUGAAAUUGCAAAUGAGAUUCUAGUGCCUGUGGCAUCUUUAUAUUCAUCAUACAAACAGAUCUCAAAAUAUAAAAUAAAUGUAAAAGGUUUGAAAAUCGAAUCUAUGAGGGCUCCUUAUUAAAAUAUAUUAGGAGUGAUUAAAAAAGUAAGCGAUCUUGAUACAGAAUCAAGACAAUAUUCUUUUAGAAUUCUAAAAGUUUUAUUAGUAGAUAAAACUGUAGUAGAGAUUUUAUUGAAAUAAAAAUUUGCAACUAGAAAGGUAGAAAAAUUUAAAGAAGGUGAAAUAAUCUAUAUUUAUUAAUGUAAACUUAAUAACGAUUAUAACAAUAACAGAUAAUGGUAUUCAUCUCUUAGAAAUAAUACAAAAAUCAAAUUUGAUCUAGAAAUUAUUAAAGGACAUGUAGGUAAGUUAAAAUUGAACGAAGUUAAAAAAUUGGUGGGCAUAAAUGAUUUCGAUGAAGAAACAGGAUAAUUUGAAUGA